UGAUAUUUUACUACUUCAGAUGAUUCUGAAGCCUCCGUGCUUUUUCCGGCACGGGUAGCAAACAUCUUAGUGUAAGAAAUAAUUUCGUGAAAAUUUUAGUUCAUAUAUCGCCUUAAUAAAAGCUUGAAUGCACCAAAGGAUAUUGCACUAUAAAUACUCUUAUACGAAACAUUACAGUGUUCCAAGUUUAAAUAGAAACAAAUAAUAAUUGUAACAAUACACUCAAAACGCGUUGUAAUACAUGUACACGUUGUAACAAUAGUGAUCGCAGCGCCUAUAAUACACGUUAAUUUAUUUCUAAUGCAGCGAACCGCUAUUAUCAAUGCUGACAACAUAAUACAUAUUUUAUAAAAUUACCCUACAACCUAUAAAGAUUAAUUAAAUGUUGUAAUACCAUAGCAGUAUUGUUCAUUAUUCUUUUAAGUUGCAUGUGACGUGUGUCUUAAUCAUUUAUAUAAAAUUCUUUUUAUAAGAAAUUAUUAUUAUAUGGAAAUGAUGUAAAGAGUGAAGAACAAAUACAUUCAACAUACAGAAAUGAUAUAUUUGUUGUAAAAAUUCAUCUGGCAAAAGAUAUAUACGCUAAUUCUUUAAUAAAAUUCAUUAAUUACAUGUAAAAAUGUGUCUAAAUAUUGAUAAAAGUUUAUUGUUCUGUUUAUUUACUCCAGUGCUGCCAAGUAUUUCAUUUUGUACACAUAUAUCUCAUAAUAGCUUUUAAGCCUUCAGCGGUGAAUUCAUUCUAUUUGAAGAGAUGGACCAAAAAUUUAAUUAUUGGGAAAAUAUUUUACAAUAUAUGAGAAAAAAUGUAUAUGUUACUUUAAAAUAGCUUCAUUUUAUGAAGUUGGUAUUUAAAGUAUUUUAUAUGUAAAAUUUAUUUAUUAAAUUUUUAAAUAUUUUGCUUGACUUACUUGUUAGAGUGAAUUUUACAUGUAUCACAAGAUCAUGGAUUCAUUCCCUGCACCAAGGUAUGAAACAAAGAUUGAAUCUUUUGACACAUGUAUGAUCGAUGCUACAAAUCAACAACGAGAAAUAUCACAAACAGUGAACGAACAAAGUUCUUCUCAAAGUAUUGAAGUAGAAAAUCAAGAAAAUCAUGAAACUCCUACGUUGCAUCAACAACAGCAAGAUUCACAACAACAACAACAACAUCAAGAUCAACCUAAUCAGAUUUCACAGAUUCAAUCAAAUACUCAACAGAGCAUGACACUUACUCCAAUACGAUUACCAGCUAUUCUUGACGGAGAAUUUUUUACAGUAAUUAGAGUAGAAGAUACCAAUGUUACUGUACGAUGUUUACAGUGCCAAAAACACUUAAAUGGAAAUUUAAAGUCCACAGGAAAUUUUUUAAGCCACAUUAAAAGGGUACACCCAUUUAUGGUUGAUAAAAUUAAAUGUAAAUCAAAUCAAAGGAAACCUGCAAUGGUAUAUAUAGACUUGUCAGCUGAUAAGUGUCCAGAACUGGUUAAAACAAAACGAGGAUAUAGAAAAUGUUACAAAACUGAGUAUCAACCAGGGAAUGACGAAACUUAUGAUCAGACAAAUGAAUGGACAGAAUCUCCAUUAAGUCGAAGACGUAAAUCUGAAGAAGGUGAAUCUACUGAUCUUUUAAAAAUAUCACAUAACAACUCAUUCGUAAUGGAAGAUGAGUUUGAUGCAAUUGGACGAAAUGUAGCAGCAAAACUUAGAAAUAUGAGAUUAGACCAAAGAAUUAUAGCUGAGAAAUUAUUAAGUGACAUUCUGUUUGAAGCACAAUUGGGAAAUCUUCACAGAGAUUCUAAUAUACAUGUAUGAGAUAUGCAAUAAUUAUGCCCAAAGAAUACUUACAUGUAAAUGAAUGAUGUAAAUCAAAUUGAGUGAGGAAGUAUUAAGGGACAUAUAUUUUGAAACAAAUCAAAUUUAGUAAUACUUCUUUAUUAAUCAUAUUAUUAUAUCACCUAAAGUGGUAAUAAUUUCAAGUGAUUUUCCUGCUAAGAUUAAGUAGUGAAAUAUUAUCUUUUAGUUUUCUUUAUGAACAUAGUAUUAUACUCAAACAUUAUUACAAGAUAAGUAUUUCAAUUAUUAAAUGUAUAAAAAGUUUUCAAAACUAAAAACACAAAUUGAAAUAUAUACAUAUAUAUUCUUUAUACUUUAAUACUUAUAAGUAUCCAUAUAGAUAUAUAGAAUUAUCUUUGUAUAUAAAUGCAUAGUACUGUAAAUAUUACUGUACAAAUAUAAAAUUCGCAGAUUAGACCAAUGCUGCCGAAUAUACUAUUUGUAAAACUUUUUUAAAUCAAUCAUUUUCUAUAAAUAUUACAUAAACUAGUUACCUGUAAUUUAUAGUAUUAUACGAUAAAUACAUUUACAUUUUUAACAUAUUAUCUAAUAAUAGGUAUCAGUCCUUAAUGUUUUUAAUUUUACAUUACAAAAACACAAUUGUAAUUUUAAUUGCAUUAACUAUUUUAUCAUUGUUGUUAAACAAUUAAUGUAUCUUUAUAUACAGACUGAAACUGAAUAGAACUAAUAUAAAUAUGAAAAAUGAUAAUGUUAAUGCAAUUGAAAAAGAGAUUAAAGCAUUUUUAAAAUCACAAGUCAAUGAACUUUUUUACUGUAAAGUAAUAUCAAUUGUUUGUCAACUGAUGUAUAUUCUAUGCUUCUUUGGCUUAAGUAGAAUGUAAUAAAAUAGUGUUGAUAAAAUACAGAGCGCCAUACUUACAAAAAUUACAUAAAAUGUAUAAAAAUACCAAAACCCAUCCCAGUCUGCACAGAAGUACCAAGCUAAUGUUAGAAGCGUAUUCUGCAGUAUUACAAAGACAUAGUAUGGUAACAGCCAUUUAUCUGCAUAUUUAAAUUUAAUUUUAUACUCAAUCAAACUCACUAUAUAAAUUAAUCCUAACCAUAAAUUAACAAAAAAUGUAAUAAUAUCA
Molecule: messenger RNA, 2900 nt
Organism: Nomia melanderi (Alkali bee)
Lineage: Eukaryota; Metazoa; Arthropoda; Insecta; Hymenoptera; Halictidae
Molecular function (GO): DNA binding
Source: RefSeq, a predicted model, not a curated record